AUGUUAUAUAAUAAGCAUUUACGCUUAUUAAAGGUGUUAAGUACCUAUACUCUAAUAAGCACAGUGCUAGCAGCUAAGGCAGUAAUUAAGGCAGUAGUUAAGGCAGUAAUUAGGGUAGUAAUUAGGGCAGGCUUAGGCAGUAAUACUAACCUUACCUUUAGUGUACUUAAGCUCUUAUACUCUAAACUAGUAGUAAUUAAGGUAUACAAGGCUGUAAUAAUUUAUUUUAAAUAUAUAAUUAAGGAGGAGCGUAUUAGGCAAUAUUUUAAAUUACGUAAGACUAGCAUAAGCUCUCUAAAAAUUAACUUACUUAUAGGCUUAGUACUUAUUUUUAAUAUUUUACCUACUGCGUGUCUUAUAACGCUAUAUUAUACUGCCUACGUACUGCUUUUAAGCUACUUCUCUCUAAUAGUACUCUUAGCCUUCUUUAAUAUAGUCUACGCUAGUAAUAGUAGUCUUACAGCGCUAGCACUUAUAAGGAAUAUACUAAGGAGUACGCCUAUAUAUCUCUCUAAUAGGGCAAUUGUAAUUAAAUAUAUAAGCUACGCGCCUAGUAGUAGUAAUAGUGUUAACAGCGUUAACAGUAGUAGUAGUAAUAAUAAUAGUAAUAAUAAGAUAUAA
Dothidotthia symphoricarpi CBS 119687 is the source of this 621-nucleotide messenger RNA. RefSeq lists its product as uncharacterized. Lineage: Eukaryota; Fungi; Ascomycota; Dothideomycetes; Pleosporales; Dothidotthiaceae. The record is from RefSeq and is a predicted model, not a curated record. Bases 1 to 621 code for a protein of 206 amino acids. The transcript is spliced from 16 exons.